AUGACUAAUUUGGCGUCAACCUUUUCAUCAUCGCCCUCUUGGACGGACAGUGUUGCUCAACGAGUCGCCGAAAAUAUGCCGCCGCAAAUUAAACAAGACAUAAACCGUUCGGGGUGGGAAACCACCGAUUUUCCCUCUGUGUGUGAACAAUGCCUGCCCGACAAUCCCUAUGUCCAAAUGCUCAAAGAAGAUUACGCCGCCGAAUGCAAGAUCUGUACCCGACCGAUGACGGUGUUUCGAUGGAAGGCCGAUCGAACUGCACGAACGAAAUCCACAAACAUAUGUUUAACGUGCGCUCGCCUCAAAAAUUGCUGCCAAUGUUGCAUGCUUGACCUGUCUUUUGGCCUUCCCAUCGUGGUGCGUGACGCUGCUCUGAAAAUGGUGGCGCCGGGGCCGCAAAGUUCAAUUAACCGGGAAUACUACGCCCAAGAGCACGAAAAAGAGUUGGAAGAAGGCCGUGGCGCUGUGGAAGAAUAUGAGAAAACUGACGAGAAAGCCCGGGAGCUGUUGCGGCGAUUAGCGAGAAGUGAGCCAUACUAUAAAAAACAGCGACGCUUGGAAGCUAGUGGGGAGACAGAAGACGCUGGCUCUACAGGCGAGAAAUCUGGGCAAAAGCAAAUAGGUUAUGGGCCCGGCCCCAUUCGAACUAACGAUAUGCGACGUGGCGGUGUACACAACGGCCGUGGAAGAGGGAAUGCGAAUCGUGGGCGAGGCGGGCGGUCGUUUCCAAGUGCUGCCCAACUCCCACCAAGCCCCCAAGACAUUCUACCCCCUGCAGACCCAAAAAUCACAUCACUAUUUCUUACCGGUGUCGAGGAUGAUCUUCCUGAACACGCUAUUCGAACAUUCUUCACCCCUUUCGGCACGAUUCGGUCCCUCAUCUGUUCGCAUCGAUCUCACUGCGCAUUUGUUAACUAUGCAACAAGAGAGGGUGCGGAAGCCGCCGCCGCUCAUUGUCAAGGGAAAGCUGUUAUUCAGGGGUGCCCACUCCGAGUGCAGUGGGGCAAACCGCGGCCUCUGGAUAAUAUGGAGCGAGAUGAGAGAAUGCAAUAUGCUCGACAAGGCCGACAAACCGCAACGGCUCUAAAAUCCGCUGCCAGUGAAGGAAGAGCUAUUGAAGGUGCGUUGACGAGUGAUACUGGACCGGCAGAGAAGACCGCCUAUGUACUUGCCCCUCCACCUGGAAAAGAGGAAGUGCAAUAUGCUAGUAUGGCCGGUGAUUAG
Molecule: messenger RNA, 1224 nt
Organism: Ophidiomyces ophidiicola
Lineage: Eukaryota; Fungi; Ascomycota; Eurotiomycetes; Onygenales; Onygenaceae
Gene: SLT11
Product: Pre-mRNA-splicing factor slt11
Exons: 1
Coding region: 1-1224 (407 amino acids)
Cellular component (GO): Prp19 complex; U2-type catalytic step 2 spliceosome; U2-type catalytic step 1 spliceosome
Molecular function (GO): U6 snRNA binding; pre-mRNA binding
Source: RefSeq, a predicted model, not a curated record